Messenger RNA from Telopea speciosissima, 3085 nucleotides. RefSeq names its product protein ARABIDILLO 1-like. Lineage: Eukaryota; Viridiplantae; Streptophyta; Magnoliopsida; Proteales; Proteaceae. The record is from RefSeq and is a predicted model, not a curated record. Bases 271 to 3042 code for a protein of 923 amino acids. Gene Ontology annotation, molecular function: protein binding. The transcript is spliced from 12 exons.
GACUAAAGAAACUGUCGCUGGUCUGUGCUGUUGAUUUUAUUCCCCUCAUAAUGACAUUAAUUAAGAAAAAAGAUUUUUCUGGGUUGGAAAUAUAUGCUUGGUUUUCUAUACCUUAGACGCCCACGUCUCUAUAUAAUACGUAAAAUUGUGUUUGUUUGGCGAUUCAAAGAUUGGUUUUGAGGGUUAGGGUUCAUGGGGUUGCAGUGCUUUCAUUUUGUGAGUUAAAUUGGUCAGUAGUCUGUGGGAAUUGAAGGGCUGUUCGGUUGAGAGAUGAGUCGAAGGGUGAGGAGGAAAGGGACACAAUCAAAGGGCAAGGAGAAGACAAUUGAGCAAGGUUACUCGGUGGGAAUUGGUGAUCGGAUAUCCAGUUCGGAAAGGGAUGGAGAGGUUGAUUGGACGAGCUUGCCCGAUGAUACCGUUGUUCAGCUGUUUUUUUGUCUUAACUACCGAGACCGGGCAAGCUUGGCUUCAACCUGUAGAACAUGGCGGGCUUUGGGUUCUUCUUCUUGUUUAUGGAAUUUUUUGGAUCUUCGUGGGCACAAGUGUGAUGCUGCUAUAGCAUCUUCCCUUGCCUCCCGUUGUUCAAAGCUUCAGAAGCUCCGGUUUCGAGGGGCCGAGGCAGCCAAUGCUAUAAUGAAUCUCCAGGCACGGGGUUUAUGCGAAAUCAAUGGUGAUUUCUGUCGUGAUAUUACUGAUGCUACUCUCUCAAUGUUGGCAGCUCGGCAUGAGGCACUUGAGAGUCUUCAGCUUGGGCCUGAUUCCUGUGAAAGGAUCAGUAGUGAUGCUAUAAAAGUAGUUUCUCUCUGUUGCCCUAAGUUGAAGAAAUUGCGGCUUUCAGGCGUUGGGGACAUUGAUGGAGAUGCUAUUAAUGCACUGGCAAAGAAUUGUGGGCAGCUGGUAGAGAUUGGUUUCAUGGACUGUGUGAAUGUUGAUGAGUUGGCAUUGGGAAAUUUAGUCACAGUGCGUUUUCUUUCAGUUGCUGGGACAAGAAACAUCGAAUGGAGUUCAGCUUCACAAAUUUGGUGUAAGCUGCCCUACUUGAUUGGGUUAGAUGUUGGUAGAACUGAUAUCAGCUCCAGUGCUGUCUCGAGAUUGCUGUCGUCAUCACAGAGCUUGAAGGUCUUGUCUGCCCUUCACUGCUCCCAUCUCGAAGAAGAAGGCAACUAUAUGUCAUAUAAUUACAAUGGUAAAUUAUUACUUGCUGUUUUCAAUGACAUUUUCAAAGCACUGGCUUCAUUAUUCCCCAAUGUUACGAGCAAUUAUAGAAAGGUGUUCUCAGAUUGGAGGAAUUUGAAGAAUGUCGAUAAAAAAUUAAAUGAGAUUAUGUCUUGGCUUGAAUGGAUUCUCUCGCAUUCUCUGCUGCGUAUUGCUGAGUGCAAUCCACAAGGGUUGGAUAGUUUCUGGCUCAGGCAAGGGGCUGCACUGUUUCUAAAUUUAAUUCAGAGCUUGCAGGAGGAUGUUCAAGAAAGUGCGGCUACAGGACUUGCUACGUUCGUUGUCAUUGAUGAUGAUAAUAUUACAGUCCAUUGUGGAAGGGCUGAAGUGGUUAUGCAGGAUGGUGGAGUACGUUUGCUUCUAGACCUUGCAAAAUCUUGUCGAGAGAGUCUGCAGUCAGAAGCAGCUAAGGCUAUAGAAAACUUGUCUGUUAAUGCGAGAGUUGCUAAAGCUGUGGCAGAAGAAGGAGGAAUCAAUAUCCUUGCUGAUUUAGCAAGAUCCAUGAAUAGGUUGGUUGCUGAAGAGGCUGCUGGCGGACUAUGGAAUCUUUCUGUGGGAGAGGAGCACAAGGGUGCCAUUGCUGAGGCAGGUGGUGUAAAAGCUCUAGUGGAUCUUAUUUUCAAGUGGCCUACCUCUGGUGGCGAUGGAGUUCUUGAACGUGCUGCUGGAGCACUUGCAAAUUUGGCAGCUGAUGACAAAUGUAGCAUGGAAGUUGCUCGGGCAGGUGGUGUCCAUGCUUUGGUGAUGCUUGCUCGGUCUAGCAAGUUCGAGGGAGUGCAAGAGCAGGCCGCUCGUGCUUUAGCUAAUUUGGCUGCUCAUGGAGAUAGUAACAGUAACAAUGCUGUAGUUGGACAAGAAACAGGUGCAAUUGAAGCACUUGUGCAACUGACGUACUCCCAAAAUGAAGGUGUCAGGCAAGAAGCUGCCGGUGCUUUAUGGAAUUUGUCAUUUGAUGACAGAAAUCGAGAAGCAAUUGCUGCAGCUGGUGGUGUUGAGGCUUUGGUUGCUCUUGCACAGAAUUGCACGAAUGGUAUUGCUCCCCAAGGUCUUCAGGAAAGGGCUGCAGGAGCUUUGUGGGGAUUGUCAGUAUCAGAAGCUAAUAGCAUUGCUAUUGGACGGGAAGGAGGUGUUUUGCCUCUUAUUGCACUAGCACGGUCAGAUGUUGAAGAUGUUCAUGAGACUGCAGCUGGGGCACUCUGGAAUCUUGCCUUCAAUUCAGGCAAUGCUCUUCGUAUUGUUGAGGAAGGGGGAGUUCCAGCCCUUGUUCAUCUUUGUUCUUCAUCAGAAUCAAAAAUGGCACGCUUUAUGGCUGCUUUGGCAUUAGCUUACAUGUUUGAUGGGAGAAUGGAUGAAAUUGCAUUGGUAGGAUCAUCAUCAGAAGGUGUUUCAAAGAGUGUCAGCUUAGAUGGUGCUAGGAGGAUGGCCUUGAAGCACAUUGAAGCCUUUGUGCUUACAUUUUUUAAUCCACAAACCUUCAACACGGCAGCUGUAUCAUCAGCUCUUUUAGCCUUGGCACAAGUGGCUGAAGCAGCACGUAUUCAGGAAGCUGGGCAUCUGAGAUGCAGCGGAGCUGAGAUUGGACGGUUUGUUGCCAUGCUUAGAAAUUCUUCUUCCAUACUAAAGGCUUGUGCAGCUUUUGCUCUUCUCCAAUUUACCAUCCCAGGUGGCAGGCAUGCAAUGCACCAUGCAGGUCUCCUGCAGAAAACUGGAGCAACUAGGGUCCUACGUGCUGCUGCUGCAGCGGCAACAGCUCCUAUCGCAGCCAAAGUCUUUGCAAAGAUUGUACUCCGGAAUCUUGAGCACUAUAAUGUAGAAGCUUCCUUAUGAAGGACCGAUACAACAGAAGCAACGAGUUUUUUCUGGCUCCAAA